AGGAGCCGCUCCGCCGCCGGCCCCCGUGCUCCCGGCGGCGGCUCCGGCGGCGAUGUCCUGAGGGGCCGAGCCGGUCCCCCCACCCCCGCCCCUUCGGCCGCCCGGUGCCCAGCAUCUUUCGCAGCUGAGGCUCUGACGUACCGGAGGACAUUGCAUCUGCCUCACUGACAAGGAGAGGUGUGAACUGGACCCUCUGGGAGCUGAGAAGGAAAUUGCGUUUGGUGGUAUCCUGAGGAACUUACCUUCACGCCAACGUUGCUCUGAAAUGAGUUGAGUCCAACAUUCAUGUUUGGUAAGAUGCCUCAGGAGCAGUACGCGCACAGGAGCACCAUGCAGACCUCAGAAGGGCCCCAAGUAUACAAAGUCGGGAUUUAUGGCUGGAGGAAGAGAUGCCUCUAUUUCUUUGUGCUGCUCCUAAUGAUUUUAAUCCUGGUGAACCUUGCUAUGACCAUCUGGAUUCUGAAGGUUAUGAACUUCACAAUUGAUGGAAUGGGGAACCUGAGAAUCACAGAUAAGGGACUGAAGCUGGAAGGAGAUUCAGAAUUCUUGAAACCUCUCUACGCCAAAGAAAUCCGGUCGAGACCAGGCAACCCACUAUACUUCCAGUCUGCCAGAAACGUUACAGUGAACAUCCUCAAUGAGAAGACGAAAGUCCUCACUCGCCUUGUAACAGGUCCCCAAGCAGUGGAAGCACACAGCCAAAAAUUCGAGGUGAAAACCCUCUCUGGAAAAUUGCUGUUUUCUGCAGAUGACAACGAAGUGGUAGUCGGAGCAGAGAGAUUGAGAGUUUUAGGAGCAGAAGGCACAGUGUUCCCUAAAUCUAUAGAAACUCCCAAUGUCAGGGCAGACCCCUUCAAGGAACUAAGACUGGAGUCACCCACGCGUGCACUGGUGAUGGAGGCUCCAAAGGGCAUCGAGAUCAACGCUGAGGCCGGCAGCUUGAAAGCCACGUGCAGGACAGAGCUCAGGCUGGAAUCCAAAGAUGGAGAGAUAACAUUGAAUUCUGCAAAAAUCAAACUACCUAACUUGCCUCAAGGAUCUUCCUCUUCUGCAGGGUCCAGGCAAAAAAUCUACGAGCUCUGUGUGUGCCCCAAUGGGAGGUUAUUUCUGUCUCAGGCAGGCACUAGCUCCACCUGCCAGAUAAAUACAAGCGUCUGCCUUUGAGAGACAAUUUGCAGUGGGCAUCGCAGGCAGCACAAAAGCCAAUUCUGGUCUCCUAGAGUGCAGCUGCCAACUAUUUUUACUAGAACACAGAAAGCCUAUCAAAGACUUUUUUUGUGUGCGCGCGUGUGUGUGAAUAUAUAUAUAAAAUAUAUAUAUAUAUAUAAAAUUAUAUAUAUCCUCUGUGUAAAAUGAUGUUUCAGUACAAGGAAUCCCAGGGUGACCCUGUUACAUUUGUGUAGCAUUUCUCUUUCCCACACCAAAAUUUACUGGUACAAUCUACUGAAUUGGGCUUGAUGCUCCCCUGGACCCUUCUGUAACAGUACAGUCUAAUGAUCACCCCUUGUUUUUGACCAUGUCCUAAAAGUAAUGGGAUUGCUGGCUGGUGUAGACCCUGGAACCAAUGUAGAACCACCAAUAUACUAAAGCAAGAGUAGCGUCUCUGAUUAUUUUUGCACCAUUUAAUUGGUGCAGUGAGGAAAACAAAACAGCCAGAUGUGCUGUACUGGUUGCCUAGAGUGAUCCAAGACACCUGGGGUUAAACUGCACUCUUUAAUUUUCACCUGAAGUGUGGCUCCCCAUUGGGAGAGAUGGGUUGCACUUUGCCUAUAGAAAAGCCCUGAUCUUGCUCAAUUACUUUCUGAAGGGCUUUGAUUCUUGCCUGUACCUGCAAUGAAUGCCUUGUGCUAUUCCGAUGUCACGUGUCAGCUCUAACCCCAACCUAAAGUCAUCUCUGUGCUAACAAAGUUAGCAUUGUAUUUGUUCUUGAAAGGAAAAAAAGUUAUGAAAGUUGGACUAGAAGAGAAAAAUCUUGAGUCACUUCAGUUAACAGGUGUCCUGGAUCUCCCUACACACCCUCUGUAACCACCUUUAAUUUUGAAAUUAUUUAAAAUACAUGAGCAGGUGUAAGAUUUGGAAAUUACCCACCAAUACAUAUAGAAACAAAGACCAUCACCUGUUAAACCCAUAGAAACACAGAAAUUCAUUUGAAUUUGAUGUAUAAUACCUGUGCUAUGUUAGAAUUUUUGUCCUCUUUCUAUUCAGGACAUGCAGUCCAAGAUCACAUACAUUUUGUGGAGAUUGCAAAUGUCAGAGACACUGACAGUGAAAUAGGUUUUUUUUUUAAGAACGUAAAAGAUUUUGACAAGUUCAGAUUAAUGCAAAGCAAAGGCUUUGGAUGCUGGUUCCUCUAGAAUUCAAGCCUUGAAAUAUCUGUGGUCAAAUCUCUUCAUGGGUGUGUUUUCCUUACUGAAGUCCAGGAGUUACUGCAGGUAGGAUAAACCAUAACUCUGAUCUGGUGGCAUUAUUUCCAGUGAUAAAGUUUGGGGGUGGGGGGGGGGGGGAAAGAACUGAAAUAAGCCCAGAUCUUUUAAUUCUGACCCAUAACUGUGUCCACAUGCAUGUAAAAGCUGUUUAGCAACCAAUGUACUAAUUGGCACAAAAGGGUUCAAGUCACAGUAAAUCUCAUGAGGACAGUAAGGUUUCUAUACUGAGAUGCUACUGAAAAUAUUGCCUUGUGCAGAUCUGUGCCCAUCCCUAGUGGUAUCUGAGCAAAGCUGGUAUUCUUUAAGCAGUUUUCAAGAUACAGUGUCACUGACAGUAAUUUUUAGAAAUAACUUAGCCCUUUCCUUUGAAACAUAUUUCCACGUGUUUUCAUGUGGUCUGAAGAGUACCAGGGUUUGAUGUUUUUAAAUGUUUGAUUCUGGCCUGAUCCAAAACUGGCUGGACUCAAUGGGAAGAUAUCCAUGGUGUUUUGAUUGAAUGUUGCUUCCCAACAAAGCAACAUCUCCAUAAAAUUUAUUUCUGAAAGAGGAUUGAGUUAUCUAUGUAUAUUUCUCUGCCGCUUUCAGAUUAAUUAACAAAUUCAAAUUAUUUGUUAAUGAAUUAUUCCUGUAGUUACUAUCUUGAAUCAAUGUUCGAAUGCAAAGGGUCACCCAGGAUAACAAUUGUAUUGGGACACAGGACUAUACCAUCUCUGUUCAAAGAGGGGAAUUGUGCCUAUGCCUUAAGUCAAUGCACUCAGCAAGGAGAAGCACAUCAUAUUUAUCUUGUUAUAAAAACUAGUUUAUUUGGGGGGAGGGACAGGAGGGUGUCUUGGGAACUGGUUGUGCAACUUAACUUAAAACAGAUAUUAAUGAAAUAUAUUAAGACUGUAGGGGCACCAAGAGUGAUACUGUUGUUUCUUUUUACCAUGUUAAAUAUAGCAAAAUACUGUGUAUGUUACCUCUGGGACCACAAGCGAAGUCCCAUUCAUAAUCCUACAUUUGCUAUAGAUUUUUUUUUCCUCUGUUUCAUUUAAUACUGAUCACAUACGUUAUAUCAAGCAUGGCCCAAUUCAUAAACAAAUCCCACGUUUGCAAGCACAUGAGUGGAAGAUGCAUGCUGCAGGAGGAGUGCCCUGUAUGGAAAACAAGUUGGGUUAACUUUCCCUUCCCGGAAAGGCUGGUAGCACGGGGCUGAGCACAAGGAGUGGCCCAGCAGGGAUGCUGUGUCCCAGUCCCUUCCUCUGAUCCCCGGUGCCCAGUGGUCAGUCCUCAUCCCAAGCACCCUUGGGCUGCUCUGCUGCAAUUUCACUUUGACCUGAUGGUCUUUUCUGCUGGGAUCUCAGAUGAGGUAAGCACCCUCACAACUUGGGAAGACCAUGAGAUUGCAUAAGGAUAUUAAUUUUGGUAUGAAUGUAUGGGGAAAGUUGUUAGAGAACAACCUUACUCUUCU
Molecule: messenger RNA, 3876 nt
Organism: Coturnix japonica (Japanese quail)
Lineage: Eukaryota; Metazoa; Chordata; Aves; Galliformes; Phasianidae
Gene: SGCD
Product: sarcoglycan delta
Biological process (GO): heart contraction; cardiac muscle tissue development
Cellular component (GO): sarcoglycan complex; sarcolemma
Source: RefSeq, a predicted model, not a curated record